AUGUCCAAUUCAACUUUCUCCCUUGCUGCAACAACCGCUGUUGCUUCAAGAAUGUUUUCAAUUUCAAACAUUGUAUCAACAAAUAACAACAACUCCAAUAAUAAUAUAAAUAAUAAUAAUAACAAUAUAAAUAAUAAUAGUAAUAAUAUAAAUUAUUUAGAAAAAGACAAUAAUAAUUACAAUAAUUCAAAAUCAAAUAUUAAUAUAUUGAAUGGAUUGGACAAGACAUCGGUUGGACAAUUCUCUAUGGUAACAGGCGAUGCUUUUGAAGGUGAUGUCGGUACGGUUGGUGAGAAAUUCUGCUUUCAGGUGGUGACGGUCGAUCGAAAUGGCGUGAGAAAGACAACCGGUGGCGAUUUGGUGUCGGUCCAUAUCCAGGGCUGUGACUACCACAACCUGAUCGAAGAGGUAAAGGUGAAUGUCGUCGACAAGAACAACGGCACUCACAAUGUACACUAUCACGUAACGAAAUCCGGUCACUAUUUCAUCAAUGUAUUUGUAAAUCAUGUAGCAAUACAAGGCUCACCAUAUAAAGUAAACAUUGAACCAAUUGAAUAUUCGAUAACGAUUCAAGAUAUAGAUGAUAUUGAAGCAGGUGAAGAAUUUAGAUUUGAAAUACUACAGGUACGAACACCUGGACACACCAUUCACGACAAGAUCGAGAUUGAAACCUAUAUCAAUGAAAAUGGCACAGUUAAAAAGACAACCAAUGAUUUCAGUUUAUUCCCAUCGACCGAUACACCCGAUUCUUUCUAUGGACGUGGAAAGCUAAUUAGAAGUGGAGAAUACAUCAUUGAAGGUUCGAUUUUCGGUGCCGUCGUAUUCUCGAAAACCAUUCAUGUCAAUGCUGGUCCAGUAUCCUCGAAAUACACACAUCUUCUAUGGGAUGGUAAAGAGUUAAUAACUGAAAACAAAUUAUUUAUUUUACCAAACAAUAGUAAUAAUAAUAACAAUAAUAAUAACAAUAAUAAUAGCAAUAAUAAUAUAUAUAGUCAACAACUACAACAACAAGAAUCAGAAUUAAAAUUCUUGGUUCAAACAAAAGAUCAAUUCGGUAAUAUCUCAAAGAAAUUGAAUGAUAACUUUGAAGUACAUGUUAUUCAAAGUUUAUCACCUAUUUCAAUGUCAUUAUUAAUUGAUGAUAAUAAUAGUAAUAAUCAAAAUAAUAAUCAACAACAACAACAACAAAAACAAGUAUUUAAAAAAUAUACACCAGAACUUUUAAGUGAUGAUCCAAGAGGAUUGGUUGCUAAACUCAAUAUUACAGAAUGUGGAUGGUAUUAUAUCGUUAUAAAGUUACAUGGUACUGUCAUUACCAACUGUCCAUUCACGGUGAUCGCUGUCAAGGAAUCAGACUGUUCGUUCCUCUCUAGUAAAUAUCGUGAUGGUUAUGCAACAUUCGAUUGCCAAAUCAAAAAGAAUAAGAAGUUAACCAAUGUAACUUUAUCAAUUAUGCCAAAUGUUACAUUAUUAAAAGAUAAUGAAUUAUUAAUUAAAGAUAACAAAGAUAAAGUAUAUCUAAAGAAUUUCAGUAAUAGUUUCUUAAUACUUUUAACAAUCUACUAUUUCUUUGGUGAUCAAACUGAACCAACAUUCGAAUCAAAAGUUAAAUGGUUUAAAUCGAGAUUAGGUAGAAUUCAAAAUGGAAAGGUUUCACCUUUGAAGCUGAAUAUCACCUCUAGAGAGAGAAUCUUGGAUGAAUCACUCAGCAUUCUAAGAUCGAUAGACCCGAAAGAGUUGAUAGUAUCGCGAAUGAUAGUAAAGUUUAUGAAUGAGGAAGGCGUUGACAUUGGCGCCGAUCGUCAUCUUUCAAUACGAUUCACACCGGCAUUCUACAAGCUGCUACUGAACGAGCCAAUCACCAUUCAAGAUCUCGAACUAAUCGAUCCUCAACUCUACAAGAACCAAAUCAUGUUCAUCAAAAACACACCAAUAGAACAAGUCAAUGAGAUAUUAGGUGAACCUCUUUAUUUCAUUAGAAAGAUAAUGAUAAUAUCUGAUAAUAGUAAUAAUAACAAAGAGGAUGAUAAUAGCAAUGUUAAUUCUUAUCAUCAACAACAACAUCAACAACAACAACAAGAACGUGUUAUCAAUUUAAAACCAUUUGGUAACUUGAUAAGAGUGACCGAUGAGAACAAAGAUGAAUACCUAGAUCUCUUGGUGAACAACAUGCUCUAUGGUUCUGUAAAGACGCAAAUCGAUGAAUUCAGAGAGGGAUUCUUCCAACUGAUACCACUGAAUCUUAUCUCAAUCUUUAAUUGGAAAGAGUUGGAUGUCUUGGUAUGUGGUAAAACCCAAGUAAACAUCGAUGAUUUGAAGAUACAUUCAAAUGUAACCGGAUUUGUUUCACAAGAUAUCAUAGAUAACUUUUGGAAUAUAUUAUCAGAUUUCAAUGAAAGAGACAAAAAACAACUCUUAAAAUUUGUCACUGGAUCGUCGUCGGUCCCACUCGGUGGAUUCUACCAACUGUAUCCACAUUUCACAAUUAACAUCACACCAAACACCAGCAAUUCCAGACUACCCGUUUCACAUACCUGUUUCAAUCGUAUCGAUAUCCCCAGAGGCUGUACCUCCUAUCAUACACUUAAACAGAAUUUACUUUUAGCCAUCAAUGAAGCAUCUGAAGGUUUUAGUUUAGUUUAA
Messenger RNA from Heterostelium album PN500, 2643 nucleotides. RefSeq names its product ubiquitin-protein ligase domain-containing protein. Lineage: Eukaryota; Evosea; Eumycetozoa; Acytosteliales; Acytosteliaceae. Gene Ontology annotation, molecular function: ubiquitin-protein transferase activity; protein binding. Gene Ontology annotation, biological process: proteasome-mediated ubiquitin-dependent protein catabolic process; protein polyubiquitination; positive regulation of protein catabolic process. The record is from RefSeq and is a predicted model, not a curated record. The transcript is spliced from 7 exons. The coding region runs from base 1 to 2643 and encodes 880 amino acids.